GUGGCCUUGGCGACGGAUCGGAGCGGCUCCCGGGGGCGAUGAGCGACUCGCGUCCGCCUGGGGGCGUAUAAGAAACGACAUGGAAGCGGUUGGAAAAUUUGAAUUCAGCAGGAAAGAUCUGAUCGGGCAUGGAGCUUUUGCCGUGGUCUUCAAAGGCAGGCACAAAGAGAAACCCGAAGUCGAGGUGGCCAUCAAAUGCAUUAACAAGAAAAACUUGGCCAAAUCCCAGACUCUCUUGGGGAAGGAGAUCAAGAUAUUGAAGGAACUGAAACAUGAUAACAUCGUGGCUCUCUAUGACUUCCAGGUAGGGAAGCGUUGACGGUCAAGUCAGUGGGUGAAGCGAAGAUGUUGUUCGAUUUGCUUUUUAUAGGGGAUGACAAACUAGGAUGAAGAUUUGAUGAAAGCUCCAGUUAGGUUGACCUCUAAACCCAUGGGGCUGGAGGUCUUUAGCUGAAAUGGAAGACUUUGUAUAUAGAAUAUUAGAAUAGGGAAUAUUCUUUAUUGGCCAAGUGUGAUUGGACACACAAGGAAUCGUUCUCCGGUGCAUAAGCUCUCAGCGUACAUGCAAACAACCAAUAUAAUGAGAUACCCAGAGGAGAAGGUAGUGGAAAAAAUGAGAAGGAUAAUAGUAAUAUUGACCUACUAUAUGGGUAAAAUAUCUUUAGAUGUAAGGCAGUGCUGUGGGAAUUAGGUGUUCCGCAGAGUGAUCGCAUGAGGAAAAAGAAAUCUAGUUUUGGCAUGCAAUGGCAAAAGGCAAUCCUUAAAAAGCUUUUAUGUAUAU
Messenger RNA from Notechis scutatus (mainland tiger snake), 781 nucleotides. NCBI's taxonomy places the organism in Eukaryota, Metazoa, Chordata, Lepidosauria, Squamata, Elapidae. The record is from RefSeq and is a predicted model, not a curated record.